UUCCGGUUUCUCUCAAAUCAUGUUUCAUUGUACGGCGUACAUUGUUGAGAUGAGCUCGACUGUUGCUCGGUAGUUCGGCGCGCGUCAGAUCCGCAGUUUCCGCGCACACACGUUCGGUGCUGCUCGCGGGACCGAGUCCGGUGAUCCAGUGAAGCCCCGGGAUCUUUAGCGGCCCGGGUCCGCAGUGUUGCUGAGAUUCUCCGUCCGUUGGUUCGCAGCGCGUCGAGCUCGGUAAGCUGCGUUGACGUCGCGUCGCUUCUGCCCGGUAUGAACGGGUUCAGCACGGAGGAGGACAGCCACGACGGGCCGCCCGCGCCGCCGUUCUUCGGGCAGAGCUGCUGUCUGAUCGAGGACGGGGAGCGGUGCGGGCGUCCGGCGGGCAACGCGUCCUUCAGCAAGCGCAUCCAGAAGAGCAUCUCGCAGAGGAAACUCAAGCUGGACAUCGACAAGAGCGUUCGGCAUUUGUACAUCUGUGACUUCCACAAGAACUUCAUCCAGAGCGUUCGCAACAAACGCAAGAGGAAGACCAGCGACGACGGCGGAGAGUCACCUGAUCAUGAUGUCGAAGUCCCCGAGGUGGAUCUGUUCCAGCUGCAGGUCAACACACUGAGACGCUACAAGAGGCACUACAAAAUCCAGACCAGACCUGGACUCAACAAAGCCCAGCUAGCAGAGACUGUGAGCCGUCACUUCCGGAAUAUUCCAGUCAACGAGAAGGAAACGCUCACAUACUUUAUUUAUAUGGUGAAGAGCAGUAAAAGCCGGCUGGACCAGAAGUCAGAAGGAAGCAAACAAGUGGAAUAAGAUCUCGGAUACACACGCGUGUCUCGACUCAUGUUAGCUGGCUUUACAUCCCUGUUUGAAUGCUUUCUGUGCAGACGCUGUGUUUUCUGUACGUAUGUCCAACAUCAGGUGACAUUAUGGGAGUCACUGCAAAUAAGUGCAGAAUGAUGAUGAUGGAGGGUAACCGCUUCAACUUCUGUGCCAAACACCAAUAAAACCACCGCUGUUUGAGUGACGAACAUCACAGAGAGGACCUGAAUGAAACCACGAGAGACACUGAAUGACUGCUAAUGCCAAAACUCCCAGAAGAGCCGGUUUCCUUCAUACUGCCGUAGAGGGUUUUGUUUCUGUUCUUUUGCUUUCAGCUCCGUGUCUCUGCUUUUAUAUGACUGCUGUAUAUCUGCUCUUUAUUGCAUUUUUUGUAGAUUGUAAUGUUAGUUUUCUUCCUUUCUUUGUUUGAAAUAAUCAGAGUAAAUACAGUUCUUGUGGCACUA
Molecule: messenger RNA, 1277 nt
Organism: Rhinichthys klamathensis goyatoka
Lineage: Eukaryota; Metazoa; Chordata; Actinopteri; Cypriniformes; Leuciscidae
Gene: sap30l
Product: sap30-like
Exons: 4
Coding region: 268-804 (178 amino acids)
Biological process (GO): regulation of DNA-templated transcription
Cellular component (GO): histone deacetylase complex
Molecular function (GO): transcription coregulator activity; protein binding
Source: RefSeq, a predicted model, not a curated record